Oryza brachyantha (malo sina) is the source of this 640-nucleotide messenger RNA. RefSeq names its product non-specific lipid-transfer protein 2P-like. Lineage: Eukaryota; Viridiplantae; Streptophyta; Magnoliopsida; Poales; Poaceae. The record is from RefSeq and is a predicted model, not a curated record. Gene Ontology annotation, biological process: lipid transport. The coding region runs from base 97 to 375 and encodes 92 amino acids. The transcript has a single exon.
ACGUUCAUGCCUUCUUCCAGUGCACCAUCACACUCGCCAAAGUACUAAUCCAACUGCAUCGAUCGUUCGCAUCAAGCACUCGAUCGUGCACUGGCCAUGGCGAAGUGGGCGGCGGUGACGGUGCUGCUGCUGGUGGCGGCGGCGAUGGCAGCGCCGGCGCCGGCGGCGGCGCAGUGCAACGCGGGGCAGCUGGCGGUGUGCGCGGGCGCGAUCAUCGGCGGGUCGGCGCCGUCGGCGUCGUGCUGCUCCAACCUGCGGGCGCAGAGGGGUUGCUUCUGCCAGUACGCGCGCAACCCGGCGUACGCCUCCUACAUCAACAGCGGCAACGCGCGCAAGACGCUCUCCUCCUGCGGCAUCGCCAUCCCGCGCUGCUAGGCAGCUGGGCCGGCCUCGCCGGCGCCGGCGCCGGAGACGACGAUGGCGCGACGCGGUGGACUUGCUCUCUGUGUGUGCAUGCUCGGUAUAUAUAACGGUGUACGUGCGCUUGAAUAAAUUUGGAUGUGUGCUAUAUAUUUGAAUCAAAUUAAUAAUGUUUAUCGAUUGAUUUCGCGCGUGUUUGACCGAUCCAAUUGGUGUCCUUUCGGUAUGAAAGUGUAAGUUCCGAGUUUGAAAACAUGUUACGGAAGAUAAAUCGAGCAAA